Pangasianodon hypophthalmus (striped catfish) is the source of this 5926-nucleotide messenger RNA. RefSeq names its product histone deacetylase 7a (gene hdac7a). The record is from RefSeq and is a predicted model, not a curated record. The transcript is spliced from 27 exons. Gene Ontology annotation, cellular component: histone deacetylase complex. Gene Ontology annotation, molecular function: histone deacetylase activity. Bases 505 to 3261 code for a protein of 918 amino acids. Gene Ontology annotation, biological process: chromatin organization; negative regulation of transcription by RNA polymerase II. Lineage: Eukaryota; Metazoa; Chordata; Actinopteri; Siluriformes; Pangasiidae.
ACACACAGCUUGUUUCUUCCUCCCCUCACUCAGACUCUGAGGGAUCGUAAUAGUCGCUGAGACAGAGAGAGAGAGACGGGCUCAGCCCUUUCCCUCGUUCACUUUCUGUCUGUCUCUGCUGGAUGCUGUCUCUCUCUCUGUCUCUCUCUCUGUCUCUCUCUGUCUCUCUCUCUGUGUCUCUCUCUGUCUAUGCGGGACGCUGUCUCUAUCUUGGAUCAGGUCGUGGAAUAUGAACGCUUGUGUAAAGUUCUCGACUCUGUGGAAGUACACACUCUGAGCUGAAGGUUGUGAGUUCCAGUCCCAUCUCAGCUACACACUCACUGAAGAAGAUAAUAAAGCGUGUAAUGCAUUAACACUGAGAUUUCCUCUGAACACUUUACAGAGUGAUGAUAACACGUGCGCACUUCAAGCACAAGGAGAUGGGUUUCGUUCUUCACGUGCUGCUGUAGAACCCAAACUCAGCAGAAGUGUGUGUGUGUGUGUGUGUGUGUGUGUUGAGUGCUGAUGGAUCUGCGUGUUGGUGAGCGUGUGAUGCGCCCGGGUUCAGACACACUGCUGUCACCACUGCUGCUCAGUCCAUUUAACCCUCAACACUGUGCCCAGUACAACCAACACGUCCGGUUGAACAUGCAGCAGCAUCUGCGAGAUCAGGAACAGACAAAACAGCAGCUACAGAUGAUACGGCACAAAGAUAAGAGUCAGCAGAGUGCCGUGGCCAGUUCAGUGGUGAAGAAGAAGUUGGCUGAAGUGAUUCUGAAGAAGCAGAAACAGGCAGCGCUGGAGAGGACGAGCUCAAACCCGCUCACCAACACUGUGGCCUACAGAGAGUUGGCUCCAGAUCCCAACGUUCCUCUGCAGCCGCUGUUCUCGUCUCCUCCACAGACACUCAGUGAUGGAGCAGAAGAUCCUCCACUGCGGAGAGCAACCUCUGAGCCAAACCUGAAGAUGAAGUUGAAGAAACAUCUACACACUCGGAAGAGUCCACUAACACGGAAGCAGAGCGCCCCGCCCACCGUCAAACCCCACAGACCCGACACACACGACUCGUCUCCCAGCAGCAGUAGUACUCCUGUAUCAGGCUGCAGUUCUCCUAAUGACACGCUGCCCGGUGAGAACGGAGCACUGCCCCCUACUGCCAGUUUGACACAUGAGGCUCAGAGGGUUUUACUCUCUGAUGGAUCUGUAGCUCAUUUCUCUGUACCGACUCCUUCCACUCUCCCCACCAUCACACUGGGACUUCCAGCUCAUGCCAAGGCGGAGGGGGAACUAGGUUCUCUGAAACUAGGUCGGGUUCCUCUGGUAUCAUCGGGGUCUCCACUGUUUGUUCCUCUGGGUGUUGAAGAGCAGAACUUGGUGCAGCCCGUCCUUAUCCUGGAGCCGUCUGGACUCGUCCACACUCCACUGCUCACUGUUCCAGGUCUGGCUCCAGUACCUUUGCAUGUCAGCGCUGCUCACAAACCGCUGAGCCGUACACGGUCUGAGCCGCUGCCUCCUAGUCCCCGUGCCAUACACACACACCUGCUGCAACAGCAACACAACACACAGCUGCUGGAGAGACUGAAACAACAAACACACCUUGGCAAGCUCAUGUCGAAGUCGAGUGAGAAGCCACGUCUCUGUCAGAUCCCCUCUGAGGACAUGGACUCGGAGGAGGUGGGGACGUCAUCCAGCAAUGCCAGUAAGAGCAGGGCAGAGUCACAGAGGGAGGCGGAGACCCAGGACGAGCAGCUCAGCCUUCAGCAGACCCUCAUUCUCAACCAGUCACGUCUUUGGGAGACGCAGAAACAGCUGCAGCAGCUGCGCAGACACACGGCCCAAAUGGCAUUACCCAUGAUGCUCGGUGGGAUGCACCGCCCACUGUCACGCACACAGUCCUCACCAGCCUCAACCUCACACACACUGCCUGACAAAACACUGCCCAUAGCCACGGCACCCGAGCCCAACCUCAGCCAAUCACGCUUUACCACAGGUUUGGUAUAUGACUCUCAGAUGUUAAAGCACCAGUGUACGUGUGGAGAUAACAGCUCUCACCCAGAGCAUGCUGGGAGAAUUCAGAGCAUCUGGUCUCGAUUGCAGGAGCGCGGACUGAGAGCGCAGUGCGAGAGUAUCCGUGGUCGUAAGGCGACUCUGGAGGAGUUACAGUCGGUUCAUACGGAGCGUCAUGUUCUCCUGUACGGCACAAACCCACUGAACCGCCUCAAACUGGACAACCGCAACCUCACCGGCAUUUUGUCCCAGAGGAUGUUCGUCAUGCUGCCAUGUGGAGGAGUGGGGGUCGACAAUGACACCAUCUGGAAUGAGAUGCACACCUCCACAGCAUCACGCAUGGCUGCAGGCAGCGUUACAGAACUCGCUUUCAGAGUGGCCAAGGGAGAACUGAAGAAUGGUUUCGCUGUCGUCAGACCGCCAGGACACCACGCUGACCCAUCAAACCCAAUGGGUUUUUGUUAUUUUAACUCGGUGGCCAUUGCUGCUAAACAGCUCCAGCAGAAGUUGAACGUUAAUAAAAUCCUCAUCGUUGAUUGGGAUGUUCACCAUGGAAACGGCACUCAGGAGAUUUUCUACUCCGACCCAAGUGUGUUGUACAUCUCAUUGCAUCGCUAUGACAAUGGCAACUUUUUCCCUGGCAGUGGAGGACCAGCGGAGGUGGGCUCUGGUGCAGGUGAAGGCUUUAAUGUGAACGUGGCGUUUACUGGCGGUCUCGACCCUCCGAUGGGUGACGCUGAAUAUCUCGCUGCAUUCAGGACAGUGGUGAUGCCCAUCGCUCAGGAAUUCUCCCCGGACGUGGUGCUCGUCUCAGCGGGUUUUGAUGCUGCAGAGGGACACUCGGCUCCGUUAGGGGGAUACAGAGUCACCGCCAAGUGUUUUGGGUUCCUGACCCAGCAGUUGAUGAAGUUAGCAGGAGGGCGUGUGGUUUUGGCCCUGGAGGGGGGUCACGACCUGACGGCCAUCUGUGAUGCGUCAGAGUCGUGUGUUAGUGCACUGCUGGGGCUGGAGGAUUCUUUACCAGAGGAAGUGCUGAAUCAGAAACCCAACGCUAACGCUGUGCAGUCACUACAGAAAGUCCUGCACAUACAGAGUGAGUACUGGCCGUGUGUCAGGGAGAUGUUGCUGUCAGUGUGUUCAUCGUAUGUCGGUGCUCAGAAGGGAGACAGUGAGGAAACUGCUGCAGUCAAAGCUCUCGCCUCGCUCUCAGUCGGAGUCCUAAACAAUAUUAAGAGAGUCGCUGAUGAACCAAUGGAGGACCAGGACUCCAUGUAAAUCCCGCCUACUUUUUUUCUGAAUAAAUGUCCAAUCAUGGGACAGUUCCACGUCACAUGACUGCAAGGGAGCUCAAACUCUCUCGCUGUCUUAUGACCAGCAGUGCCUUCAAUAGGAGGGGCUGUAGUGAUGUCACUUCCUGUUUAGUCCUAUGCUACUUCUCCUGUGUGAGUUUAGUGGCACGGCUAAGCUAACAGCCCCCGCCGGACCUUGUGGAUUCCAGAACUUUCCUUACAUCCACUUAUGUCAGGUGAAGGACGAGUCUUAAUGAGUCUGGAAUUAUUUUUACUUUCUUUUUUUUUUUUUUUUUUUUUUAAAGUUCAGUGUUCCUCCAUCACAUUUCGAGGAACAUUUCUGAUGGAGACUCUUUUUUACUGUUUGUCAUUGAACUGUUACGGUGUGGACAGAUUCUCCCGUCUCAAUGAUGUCACUUCCUCCAACAUUAACCACUAAAGAAGAUAAAGAAGGAGCUCGUGUUUAUUCCUCGCUCUCGUUUUGCACUGUGCAUUCCAUAAUGUGAACCAUGAUGUUUAUCUCCAAACUCUGGGAAAAGUUAUGUACAGUAACAUUUAUUACAGUGAAGCCAAGUUCACUUACACACACACACACACGCACACACACGCACGCGCACAUGGCGAUUGUUAUAAUGACCACUGUAAUGACCAAUCACUGAUCGGACAAACAGGAAGCAGCGUCUCGUUUCUGUACAUGCCAUUAGAACGUUAUGUUAAAAUCAAACAUGUGUGUUUACACUCCUACUUUUACAGGAAGUAGAGAAACAGGAAGUGGAAGUGACUAUGCAGUAGGAGCCUGUGUCAUUUCCUGUUUCACGUGAGGCCUUGAUUCAGUUCACUAACGAUAUUUAAAAUUUUUCGCACAGCUUCAGUUCUCUGUGUUUUUUUCAUUCCAGUGCAGUGGUGUGCAGAAACUGAACCGUGCUACUGUGUAUGAAUUUGGCUUAUACUAUUUUACUAUGGAAUUUAAAAAAGCUGGACAGGCAACGUCCACAAGGUUGAUAUCAGUGAUGGUGCAGAGACUCAUCAGAGACUCGUUAGAAUAAUGGUGUGAAACAAGCAGUGUUGAUGUCAGUGUGAUUAUUUUGGUUGUAAUUCAUGUCGUUCCUGUCAGUACAGCCACACGUUAAACUGUUGCAGUAGAUAAGAUCAGCUCUGUUUACACACAGAGCAACAUAAAUUGUACAGCUGUGCUCUUUAUGUCGCAUCAUCUGAAAGAAAUAAGCAGAAAUAAAGACCAUUUUAUAUAUAUAUCAUAUAUACACAUAUCCAGUACACUGAGCUUUAUGAAAGUUUACAAGUAACAUUUUUGUAUUUGCUAACGUUGACAUGACUCCAGUGAACAUAAACAUGGUGAGAUUUCAGUUUCAAUUCAGUUUUAUUUGUAUAGCACUUUUAACAAUGGACAUUUGACACCACAGUGUUUUUUUUCCAGCCAGAAGUGUGUGUGUAAAUUUACUGAAUCUGCCUUUCAAACUCGCCUUAAACUGUUUAAAUGUCUAUCAUGUAAAUUAGCGUGAAACUAGCAGCGCUGUAACGUGUCUUUUACUCUGCACUGUGAGACAGGUAGUGUUUGAGGGAAAAGAAAUUUUACAUGCACCAAAUGAAACAGACCAAAAGAUUUGUUUGUGCGAUAGAUGCUUCCUGAUUAGUCAGAUGAUAAAAAAGCAUUUGAUGUCACUUGAAGAUUCCUGAAACAAAAAUAGUUUUAAACCGCCUGUGUUCUGACGAGCGGUGUGCUGUUGGGUUCCGAGUAAAACAUGCACCUCCUCUUCAUCUUCCUCAUUUCUGUGUUAUUUCCUCAUAACAAACCACUGUGUUCCGCUGUGUGUGUGUGUGUGUGUGUGUGUGUGUGUGUUCUGACGACUCUGGGUGUGUAUUAGCCCAGGAGAACCUGCACAUCUUCACCUCUGAUUUCAGUUUAACACACGUCUCCAAGUGAGCUUCAUCAUGUUACAUUUUACAUUCAAUUGUUGAAAGUUAUUUUGACUUUGAGGACCAGUCACAGUUAAAUCUGGAGUUUAAUCCAGAGUUAAAUCUGGAGUUAAAUCUGGAGUUAAAUCUGGAGUUAAAUCUGGAGUUUAAUCUGGAGUUUAAUCUGGAGUUUAAUCCGGAGUUUAAUCCGGAAUUUCAGACGGAGUUUCAGUGUCACAGCUAAACGGCUCAUGUUUACUAAAGAAACUUGUGUUUAGUUUGAGUUGUGAAGGAAGUGAACUUUUACAUUCCUGUGCAGUAGGGGCGGUGUGUGUGUGUGUGUGUGUGUGUAUACCCUAGCUUUAUGUGUUUUUGGAUUUUACCUCCUGAGGAGUGUGUAAGUGUGUAUUCUCACUUCCUGCUCUCAACACCACAGGGAGGAAACCGACAGCCGUGUUUUCUGAUUUGUGACACGUGUAAGGACUAAAGACUAAAGACGAGCCACUAACGUCUUAAUUCCCUAUCAUUUUUUCAUAUCUUGUAAUUUUUCAUUCUAAAGCCUUAAUGUAAAUAUCACUGCAAGACCAAAAAUCAUUUCUGCGUGCCUUUAUCUGUCACUAAGAGAUCAUUAAUGAUUUUAUUCAUUUCUUGCUUUUUUAUGCCUGUGUAUAGAAAAGAAUCUCUAUUUUGUACUUUCUGUCUCUUUCAAAUAAAAUAAAGCAUUUUGUUUAACUGAA